UCCAGCUAUUAUAUACUCUCUCUCUCUCUCCUUUAUUUUUUCUCAAUUCACAUAUAAUUUUCACCUUUACACACAUUUCCAUGUAAGUAUAUAUAAACCUCACACACGCAUUAUCAUACACCAUCCUCCUCAUUCUCUUCAUCAUCAACAUAAGAGAGAGAGAAGAAAAAAAGAAUUACAAUUAAUAAGAACAAGAUCAAGAAUCAAGAAUCAAGAAAAUGGGAAGAGCACCGUGUUGUGAUAAGGCCAACGUGAAGAAAGGGCCUUGGUCUCCUGAGGAAGACGCCAAACUCAAAGAUUACAUCGAGAAUAGUGGCACAGGAGGCAACUGGAUUGCUUUGCCUCAGAAAAUUGGUUUAAGGAGAUGUGGGAAGAGUUGCAGGCUAAGGUGGCUCAACUAUUUGAGACCAAACAUCAAACAUGGUGGCUUCUCCGAGGAAGAAGACAACAUCAUUUGUAACCUCUAUGUUACUAUUGGUAGCAGGUGGUCUAUAAUUGCUGCACAAUUGCCGGGAAGAACCGACAACGAUAUCAAAAACUAUUGGAACACGAGGCUGAAGAAGAAGCUUCUGAACAAACAAAGGAAAGAGUUCCAAGAAGCGCGAAUGAAGCAAGAGAUGGUGAUGAUGAAAAGGCAACAACAAGGACAAGGACAAGGUCAAAGUAAUGGUAGUACGGAUCUUUAUCUUAACAACAUGUUUGGAUCAUCACCAUGGCCAUUACUACCACAACUUCCUCCUCCACAUCAUCAAAUACCUCUUGGAAUGAUGGAACCAACAAGCUGUAACUACUACCAAACGACACCGUCUUGUAACCUAGAACAAAAGCCAUUGAUCACACUCAAGAACAUGGUCAAGAUUGAAGAAGAACAGGAAAGGACAAACCCUGAUCAUCAUCAUCAAGAUUCUGUCACAAACCCUUUUGAUUUCUCUUUCUCUCAGCUUUUGUUAGAUCCCAAUUACUAUCUGGGAUCAGGAGGGGGAGGAGAAGGAGAUUUUGCUAUCAUGAGCAGCAGCACAAACUCACCAUUACCAAACACAAGUAGUGAUCAACAUCCAAGUCAACAGCAAGAGAUUCUUCAAUGGUUUGGGAGCAGUAACUUUCAGACAGAAGCAAUCAACGAUAUGUUCAUAAACAACAACAACAACAUAGUGAAUCUUGAGACCAUCGAGAACACAAAAGUCUAUGGAGACGCCUCAGUAGCCGGAGCCGCUGUCCGAGCAGCUUUGGGCGGAGGGACAACGAGUACAUCGGCGGAUCAAAGUACAAUAAGUUGGGAGGAUAUAACUUCUCUAGUUAAUUCCGAAGAUGCAAGUUACUUCAAUGCGCCAAAUCAUGUGUAACAUUUUGUUUAAAACUUUAUUUGUACUUAAAUACAUAAAGAGGGGUUUUCUAUUUUGUAUAAAUCUGUGUCUUUAGGGAGUGGUAGAAAAGUUUUAUGGAUUGAGAUUAGUAUUCAUGCAGAAAUUUGUUUAUUUUAGUUUCAACUUAGCUUUAUUCGAACAACUUAUAUGAUAUUUUUUCGAGUUUUUCCUUCAUUGUUCUUGCUUUUAUAAAUGUGAAGAGA
Messenger RNA from Arabidopsis thaliana (thale cress), 1567 nucleotides. RefSeq names its product myb domain protein 68 (gene MYB68). The record is from RefSeq and is marked reviewed. Gene Ontology annotation, biological process: regulation of DNA-templated transcription; DNA-templated transcription. The transcript is spliced from 3 exons. The coding region runs from base 219 to 1343 and encodes 374 amino acids. NCBI's taxonomy places the organism in Eukaryota, Viridiplantae, Streptophyta, Magnoliopsida, Brassicales, Brassicaceae. Gene Ontology annotation, molecular function: DNA binding. Gene Ontology annotation, cellular component: nucleus.